Messenger RNA from Gadus chalcogrammus (walleye pollock), 1950 nucleotides. RefSeq names its product gamma-aminobutyric acid type A receptor subunit alpha3 (gene gabra3). The record is from RefSeq and is a predicted model, not a curated record. Gene Ontology annotation, biological process: regulation of postsynaptic membrane potential; signal transduction; nervous system process. The transcript has 11 exons. The coding region runs from base 1 to 1950 and encodes 649 amino acids. Gene Ontology annotation, cellular component: GABA-A receptor complex; synapse; postsynapse. Lineage: Eukaryota; Metazoa; Chordata; Actinopteri; Gadiformes; Gadidae. Gene Ontology annotation, molecular function: GABA-gated chloride ion channel activity; benzodiazepine receptor activity; transmitter-gated monoatomic ion channel activity involved in regulation of postsynaptic membrane potential.
AUGGACCCCCCCCAGGACCGGGGUCUGGAGUCAGACGGACACACGGACGCCCCCCAGGACCGGGGGCUGGAGUCAGACGGACACACGGACGCCCCCCAGGACCGGGGGCUGGAGUCAGACGGACACACGGACGCCCCCCAGGACCGGGGGCUGGAGUCAGACGGACCCCACCCAGGACCGGGGUCUGGAACGACGUCCCGCCGGAGGCCCGGUGAUCGCUGCAGCGCAAUCACUCAGUCCUCGCCACACCCUGGGCCCCGCCCUGGCCCCGCCCUGGCCCCCGCCCUGGGCCCCGCCCUGGCCCCCGCCCUGGGCCACACCCUGGGCCACGCCCUGGGCCCCGCCCUGGCCCCGCCCUGGGCUCCGCCCUGGGCCACACCCUGGGCCACGCCCUGGCCCCGCCCUGGCCCCGCCCUGGGCCCCGCCCCACCCAGGGCCACACUCUGGCCCCGCCCCGUGCCGCACCACGGCCUGCCCCCCCCUGCACCACCCCGCCCCCCAUACCACGCCCCGCUCUGCCUAGCCCCCGCCCCCCCCCGUUCAGUGGGCUGUGUAUCCGUUCUACAGGCCAGCGGUCGACCGGCAUGUGAAGGAGCCGCGCAGACGGGGCAUCGGGAGCCUCUGCCCGACGACAGCAAAGACAAUAUCACCAUCUUCACCCGCAUCCUAGACAGACUGCUGGACGGGUACGACAACCGGCUGCGCCCCGGCCUCGGAGAGAGCGUGACGGAGGUGAGGACCAACAUCUACGUCACCAGUUUCGGACCGGUGUCCGACACAGACAUGGAGUACACCAUUGACGUGUUCUUCCGCCAGAGCUGGCGUGACGAGCGGCUGAAGUUCGACGGGCCGAUGCAGGUGCUGCCGCUCAACAACCUGCUGGCCAGCAAGAUCUGGACCCCCGACACCUUCUUCCACAACGGGAAGAAGUCCGUGGCCCACAACAUGACCACGCCCAACAAGCUGCUCCGGCUGGUGGACAACGGAACCCUGCUCUACACCAUGAGGCUGACCAUCCAUGCGGAGUGCCCCAUGCAUCUGGAGGACUUCCCCAUGGACGCCCACGCCUGUCCCCUCAAGUUCGGCAGCUAUGCGUACACCAAUAACGAGGUCAUCUAUCUGUGGACCAAGGGGGACGAGAGGUCCGUCUCGGUGGCGGAGGACGGCUCCCGGCUCAACCAGUACGAUCUACUGGGCCACGAGUUUGGGAAGGAGACCAUAAGCUCCAGCACAGGCGAGUACGUCGUGAUGACCACCUACUUCCACCUGAAGAGGAAGAUCGGUUACUUUGUGAUCCAGACCUACCUGCCGUGCAUCAUGACCGUCAUCCUGUCCCAGGUGUCCUUCUGGCUCAACAGAGAGUCCGUUCCCGCCCGCACCGUGUUCGGCGUCACCACGGUGCUCACCAUGACAACGCUGAGCAUCAGCGCUCGGAACUCGCUGCCCAAGGUGGCGUACGCCACGGCCAUGGACUGGUUCAUGGCCGUGUGCUACGCCUUUGUCUUCUCCGCCCUCAUCGAGUUCGCCACCGUCAACUACUUCACCAAGCGGAGCUGGGCUUGGGACGGCAAGAAGGAGGGCAUGGAGAUACGGGAGCCCUUUCAGAGUAACAUUGCCAGGAUUAAAGAUAUGAGAAGAGAGUCCGCCACUCUGUCCAAAAAGGCCAACAACCAGUUCAACAUCGUGGGGACCACCUACGCCAUCAACGUGGCCAAGGACCAGGGCCUGACCACCGUGGCCAAGAGCGCCUCCGCCGGCGCCAAGAACAACUACUUCCGGGGCAUGGAGGACCCCUACCUGGAGGCCAAGAAGUCCUACAACCGCGUCAGCAAGGUGGACAAGAUCUCCCGAAUCAUCUUCCCUGUGCUCUUCUUCAUCUUCAACCUGGUGUACUGGGCGACCUACGUCAACAGGAAGCCCCCCGUCAUCAACGCCAACAACCAGAACUGA